Talaromyces rugulosus is the source of this 2955-nucleotide messenger RNA. RefSeq lists its product as uncharacterized. The transcript has 11 exons. NCBI's taxonomy places the organism in Eukaryota, Fungi, Ascomycota, Eurotiomycetes, Eurotiales, Trichocomaceae. Gene Ontology annotation, molecular function: protein binding; RNA binding; ubiquitin protein ligase activity. Gene Ontology annotation, biological process: ubiquitin-dependent protein catabolic process. Bases 1 to 2955 code for a protein of 984 amino acids. The record is from RefSeq and is a predicted model, not a curated record.
AUGGCCACCGAGGCAGUCGAUUUGCCCGAGGAGCACCUCAAGACUCAGCAAGAGGGCGCCGACGAUGAGGAAGAAAUCGCCGCCAUGAAGAAACGGGUCGCCGAGAUGGAAUCCGAAGCAGCCAAACUCCGUGAGAUGCAAGAAACCCUAGACGAGCAGUCGGAAAGCUUGCGCGAGGACAAGGAAGACAUCGACGCCAGGAGUAUAUUCGUCGGCAACGUCGACUACGGCGCUUCUCCAGAGGAGAUCCAGGCACACUUUCAGAGCUGCGGCUCGAUCAACCGCGUGACGAUUCUGUUGGAUAAAUUCACCGGCCAUCCUAAAGGAUAUGCCUAUGUGGAAUUCGCAGAGCCUAGUCUUGUUGCACAAGCCUUGGUGCUGAAUGAAAGCGUCUUUCGCGGACGAAACUUGAAGGUGACGCCAAAACGCACGAACCUUCCAGGCUUGGCCCGAGGCCGCGGUCGAGGACGUGGUGGUCGUGGAUUCGGUCGAGGUGGCUUCCCUCCUCGUGGUGGAUAUCGUGGAGGCUUUCGUGGUCGGGGUCGUGGCUUCCCUGACCCUUUCGCUGUCGCCACAAUCGGCGGCGAGCAGACUCACACGACCUCCGUGAUAAGAAAGACUUUGAACCCGUACUGGAACGAGACCUUUGAUCUAAAAGUCAACGAGGAUAGUAUUCUUGCGAUUCAGAUCUUUGACCAGAAGAAGUUCAAGAAGAAGGACCAGGGAUUUCUUGGCGUCAUCAAUGUGCGCAUUGGCGAUGUCAUUGAUCUUCAAAUGGGAGGCGAUGAAAUGCUCACUCGUGAUUUGAAGAAAUCAAACGACAAUCUUGUCGUACAUGGAAAACUUAUCAUCAACCUGUCUACUAACCUUGCUGCCCCGAAUCCCAGUCAAAAUGGUGCCCAGCGGCCUCAACCUAAUGCUCCGGGUGUGCCGACGACAGUCCCGCAGAUACAAACCCCACCUGCCCAAGGCCCGAGCCUUGCAGAUGGUCCAGCUGUAUCGCCAGUUGCAGCAGGUCCAGCGCCAUCAUUUCCCCUUACGCGUGCUUCUUCGGGAGCUCGACCGACGAGCGGGCUGUCAGCCGCAAAUGGUACUCCACAACCUCCGUCUAAUGGACAAACCGCACAGGGCUCAAGAACAAACUUGAGCUCGUUUGAAGAUAACCUAGGCCGGCUGCCUGCGGGCUGGGAACGGCGUGAAGAUAAUCUAGGAAGAACGUACUAUGUUGAUCACAAUACGAGGACUACAACCUGGAACCGGCCGUCGGCGAACUAUAACGAAAGUGCCCAGCGAUCGCAACGAGAGGCGAACAUGCAAAUGGAACGUAGAGCCCACCAAAGCCGAAUGCUGCCAGAGGAUCGUACUGGUGCCAGCUCUCCGAAUCCGCAAGACCCACCCCCAGCAACCACGCCGCCUGCAGGAGGGAGUACCAGCGCGCAGAAUGCGGCCAGUGCAGCCAACGCCGUCUCCAUGGCUGCGACAGGAGUCACGACAGCAGGCACUGGUGAGCUUCCGGCCGGUUGGGAACAGAGAUCGACUCCCGAGGGUCGGCCUUACUUUGUGGAUCACAACACCCGCACUACGACCUGGGUUGAUCCCCGUCGACAACAUUACAUUCGAGUAUAUGGACAGAACGCUGGCGGAGGGAACACCACUUUCCAGCAGCAAACCGUUUCACAAUUGGGUCCUUUGCCUAGCGGGUGGGAAAUGAGACUGACCAACACUGCUCGUGUUUAUUUCGUGGAUCACAACACCAAGACGACUACCUGGGAUGACCCCCGCCUCCCCUCUUCUCUCGACCAAGGCGUUCCGCAGUACAAGCGAGACUUCCGUCGCAAGCUCAUCUACUUCCGAUCCCAACCCGCGUUACGAAUCAUGUCUGGACAGUGUCAUAUCAAGGUCCGGCGUAGCAACAUCUUUGAAGACUCAUACGCCGAAAUUAUGCGUCAAAGCGCGUCGGAUUUGAAGAAGCGUUUGAUGAUCAAGUUUGAUGGAGAAGAUGGUUUGGAUUACGGUGGACUCUCACGGGAGUACUUUUUCCUUUUAUCUCACGAAAUGUUCAAUCCCUUUUAUUGCCUUUUUGAAUACUCUGCACACGACAACUAUACUCUUCAAAUAAAUCCUCAUUCCGGUAUCAACCCCGAGCAUUUGAACUACUUCAAAUUUAUCGGUCGUGUUGUUGGACUUGCCAUCUUCCACCGACGCUUCCUGGACUCGUUCUUUAUUGGCGCAUUCUACAAGAUGAUGCUCCGAAAGAGGGUCACGCUGCAGGAUAUGGAGGGUGUCGAUGAGGAUUUCCACCGCAAUUUAUCGUGGACACUUGAAAACGAUAUUGAAGGCAUUGUCGAACUUACGUUUUCCAUCGACGAUGAAAAGUUUGGUGAACGAGAUACGAUUGACUUGAUGGAGGAUGGGAGAAACAUCCCCGUCACAGACGAGAAUAAGCAAAAAUACGUCGAACUUGUCACGGAAUGGAAAAUUCAAAAGCGUGUCGAACAGCAAUUCAACGCAUUCAUCUCCGGUUUCAACGAGCUCAUUCCCCAGGACUUGGUGAAUGUGUUUGACGAGCGAGAGUUGGAGCUGCUGAUUGGCGGUAUUGCCGAUAUCGAUGUUGAUGAUUGGAAGAAACACACAGAUUACCGUGGAUACCAAGAAUCCGACGAGGUCAUCCAGAACUUCUGGAAGAUUAUUCGUACUUGGGAUGCAGAGCAAAAGUCGCGACUGUUGCAGUUUGCCACGGGCACGUCUCGUAUCCCAGUCAACGGAUUCAAGGAUUUGCAAGGUUCGGACGGACCUCGACGGUUUACGAUUGAGAAAUCGGGAGACCCUGCCGCACUUCCCAAGUCACACACCUGCUUCAACCGACUCGACCUUCCACCAUACAAGUCUAACGAAGCCCUACUGCAGAAGCUGUCCAUAGCGGUUGAAGAAACCCUAGGUUUCGGACAGGAGUAG